Messenger RNA from Polistes canadensis, 1583 nucleotides. Its product is annotated as putative leucine-rich repeat-containing protein DDB_G0290503. The record is from RefSeq and is a predicted model, not a curated record. NCBI's taxonomy places the organism in Eukaryota, Metazoa, Arthropoda, Insecta, Hymenoptera, Vespidae. The coding region runs from base 118 to 1473 and encodes 451 amino acids. The transcript is spliced from 3 exons.
AGAGGUUUCUGACCCCAAGCAACAAAGAUAAAACUCGAACGAAGUCGUUGGAGAGAAAUUCAAUUCCAUCAUUGAACUUUACAACGCGAAUAAGUUUAGAUCUCUAUUCGAUCGAACAUGAUCUACGCACGACGAAGUAAAAAUCUAAUUAUUCUUGUUUGUCAGAUAAUAGUUUUAUUUACGGUGAUCGUUUCUCGUGAAGUUUCGACUUUGGAAAUUGAUCAUGACGACUUAUUCGUCCAAAAACAAGUGACAUUAUCCGAUAAUCAUGAAAAAGUAAGAGAAGAAAAUUCGAAUUUUCGAAACGUAUGGAAAAGAAUUGAUGAAUUCCUUAAUAAAAAGAUAAACGAUUAUUAUAUUAAUAAUGAAGAAAAUGAAUUAGUGACAAAGUACGACGAAUUAAAUCAAUUGAGAUCGAAUAAAAUAGAAAGUAAUAUUAAUUUGAACGAUUGGACGAAAUAUUUCACAAUUUUUCGGAAGAACAACGAAAUUUUGAAAGGACCGUCAAAUUCGAAUGAAAAAUUGACGUACAAGAUCAAUCUAGAUAUCAACGAAAAAAAUGAUUCUAAUGAUUUAACAUUGAAUAGAAACGUACGAAGUAUCAAUAAAACGGAUUAUUAUGCUCAGAGAAAAGCAGUUAUGGAUAAAUUUCAUGCUCGUCAGCGAGAAAUAAGCACAAAAUAUGGAAAACAGUAUCGUAAUAAUACUUCGAUAAUUAUUCGUAAAAACAAUCAAACGUUAAAUGAAAUGACCAAAACUUUCAAGAAUACGAACGAUCCGGUUUUGGAUAUAUUCAAUAUAGCUUCUAAUAAUACUUUCUUUGGACUAGAAUUAAAUAAUAAAACUAAUCAAUAUGAAAAAGAUACUGAAAAUAAGAGAUCUCGGAUCUAUGAUAGCUCUAUAAGGGAUAUUACUAAUUAUACUUCGACAUUGAAUAAUAAAAUUAAUCAAAAUGAAGAGAACACUGAAAAGAAAAGAUCUUGGAUCAGUGAUAACUCAUUAGGGGAUGUUACCAAUUAUACUUUAUCUGCUGAUCAUAAUUGUACGAACCUUAUUGUACAUGGUACUUAUUUAAAACAAAACAAAUUGACAGUAUCUUGCUUGGAAAAUCAGAAUGAAGUGAUUUUUAAUAAAUUUAACGAAACACUGCCUUCCAGACCAAUUAGAGCUACCGAUGGAGAUUUAUUAUGGGGGACAUGCAAUGGUACAUUGGUUUAUGAACACAACUUUUCAUUAAACGUAAAUGGCCCAUCCAUUCUCGAAGCUAUUUUGGAAAUUAUCGUUGAUGGACCUCUUUGUAUAACUUGUAUAACGAUACGUCCAUACAAUGAUACCAAAGAGGAUGUUACCAAGGUGUCAGGUGGAGAAGGUUUUAGUUAUGUUAAGAUCAAGUUAAAAAAUUCCCAAAACAAAGGAUUCUCAUACAAAAUUAAAAUUUGGGCCGUGGUAAAGAUAGGCGACAAUUGCGCGUAAAAACCAACGCAGUCUCUAUCAGCCUCGAAAGUAUCUCAAGAAAAAUUCUCAAAAAAAAUUCUCAAGAAUGGUAUCCUCUAACACAGUAGUUCUCAAACUUUUGCGUCACG